AUGCCAUCCAGCUUGGACCACGAGAAGCACGAAUACUCGGUAGCGCCCUCCGACUCUGAUAACUCGUCGACAAUCACCGCUUCGGAGAGAAGUGCUCCAGGCGUGUCUAUAUCGCGGACGGUGUCUGAGGUGCGAGAUGGCAUCUCAAACCAGAGGGAUCUGGAGCUGGGAGACGAUGUUAUUGAGAAGUCGCCCACGGUCAGAGUCGACGACCCGAAUCUGGUCAAAUGGACCGGCCCCGAUGACCCUGAGAACCCAAAGAACUGGCUCCUCAAGAGGAAAUGGGCCGCUGUCUUUUGCGUAUCUUGCUUCACCCUCAUCUCGCCCGUAGCCUCAUCCAUGGUUGCCCCCGGCCUCCCCCAGAUCAGCAAAGACCUGCACAUCACGGAAGAAAUCGAAAGCGCCCUCGUGCUGUCCAUCUUCGUCGCCGCCUACGCCCUCGGCCCCCUGAUGUGGGGUCCGCUCUCCGAGCUGUACGGCCGCACCAUCAUCCUGCAGGUCUCCAACCUGUGGUUCCUCCUCUUCAACCUCGGCUGCGGCCUCGCCAGGACCGAAGCCCAGAUGUUCGUCUUCCGCUUCCUCGCGGGCAUCGGAGGGUCGGCGCCCCUCGCCAUCGGCGGCGGCGUGCUGGGCGACCUGUUCAACGCCGAGCAGAGGGGGAAAGCCAUGAGCAUCUACUCCCUGAUGCCGCUGCUGGGGCCGGCGCUGGGGCCCAUUGCCGGCGGCUGGGUCACCGACCGGACGACGUGGCGAUGGGUCUUUUACAGCACGACGAUUGCCUGCGGCGUGAUCCAGGCCGCGGGCGUCUUCUUCCUGCAGGAGACGUAUGCGCCGGUGCUGCUGCAGCGCAAGAAGAUGGCGCUGAUCAAGGAGACUGGCAACACCAAUCUCGUCACCGAGUACGACAACCCGGAUCGUACCGUCUUCCAGACCUUGACGAUUGCACUUACACGGCCGUUCCGCCUUCUGGCUACGCAGCCCAUUGUGCAGGUCAUGUCCUUGUACAUGAUGUUUCUCUACGGCGUGACGUACCUGAUUCUCUCCACGUUCGCCUCCCUGUGGGCCACCGAGUACCACGAAAGCCCAGGCAUCGCCGGCCUCAACUACAUCUCCCUCGGGCUCGGCUUCUUCCUGGGCGCUCAGAUCUGCGCACCGCUGCAAGACCGCAUCUACGCCGCCUUGAAGAGACGCUACGUCCCCGACGGCGGCCCCGGCCGUCCGGAGUUCCGCGUCCCCAUGCUCAUCCCGGGCGCCAUCUUCCUCCCCAUCGGCAUCCUCAUCUACUCAUGGACCGCAGAGGCGCACACGCACUGGAUCGGGCCCAACAUUGGCGCCGUGGUGUUCGGCGCCAGCAUCAUCAUCGGCUUCCAGUGCAUCCAGGGAUACAUGGUCGACUCGUACACCCGAUACGCAGCCAGCGCCGUGAGCGCCGUGACGGUGCUGCGCAGCCUGGCCGGCUUUGGGUUCCCGCUGUUUGCGCCGACCAUGUACAACAGGCUCGGGUAUGGCAUUGGCGGGACGGUGCUUGCCGCUGUUGCUAUUGGCAUUGGGUGGCCGAGCCCCAUCUUCUUGUGGUUUUAUGGCCCGAAGCUGAGAGCUAUGAGCAAGUUUGCGCAGUGA
Molecule: messenger RNA, 1620 nt
Organism: Trichoderma asperellum CBS 433.97
Lineage: Eukaryota; Fungi; Ascomycota; Sordariomycetes; Hypocreales; Hypocreaceae
Biological process (GO): transmembrane transport
Molecular function (GO): transmembrane transporter activity
Source: RefSeq, a predicted model, not a curated record